GUUCGCCGUGUUAGUGAUGGGUAAGGCAAAAUGGAGCGAAAUGUGGAUAUGUUAGGGCGCGCGUCUGAUUUCCUUUCUCGACGUCAGCGAAUAUAAAGGAGCAAUACUUAUCAAUGCAACAUUGAACGCGAACACACGCGCAUUGUGACGUCGCUUCGUCGCAAACGCAAACGGUCCUACUGGUAUCCGUUGGUUAUACGCUACAGUCGGGACUACAGUCGACAAAAUCGAUAUACGUUCUUUUCGCCGCACGGCGUCGCAUUGGUACUCACCUCGGCUCCGCCAGGUUCUCGUUGCCAAAGUUCGUUAUGUCGGGCGAGCAUAAGACGGUAAUUAAGUGUCCUUCGGAAUAUGUUAAACUGAACGUCGGAGGUUCGCUCCAUUACACCACCAUAGGCACCUUGCAGAAACAUGACACCAUGCUACGUGCUAUGUUCAGCGGCCGCAUGGAAGUGCUCACUGAUUCCGAAGGCUGGAUAUUGAUUGAUCGGUGUGGCAAGCAUUUUGGGACAAUCUUAAACUUUUUGCGGGACGGUUCAGUUCCAUUACCAGACAAUUCGAGAGACAUGGCAGAGCUACUUACUGAGGCAAAAUACUAUUGCAUCAGCGAGCUGGUCGAAUCCUGUGAAAAUGCGCUCACAUUCAAAGAACGCGAAACAGAGCCUAUCUGCAGAGUCCCUCUUAUCACCUCUCAAAAAGAAGAGCAAUUACUCAUAAGCAGCACUACUAAGCCUGUGGUCAAGCUGCUCAUUAAUAGGCAUAAUAAUAAAUAUUCCUAUACAAGUACAUCAGAUGACAAUCUAUUAAAAAAUAUAGAGUUAUUCGACAAAAUGUCACUUAGAUUCAGUGGUAGAGUGUUAUUCAUCAAAGAUGUCAUUGGCUCAAGUGAGAUUUGCUGUUGGACAUUUUACGGACAUGGUCGUAAGGUGGCGGAAGUUUGCUGCCAUUCAAUCGUCUACACGACUGAUAAAAAGCAUACAAAGGUUGAAUUUCCCGAAGCUCGGAUAUACGAGGAAACAUUAAAUAUCUUGUUAUAUGAGCACCGGAAUGCGCCGGAUCAAGAUUUAAUGCAGGCAACGUCGUCUUCGCGCGCAGCGGUACCAUGUACAUCCGAUGAGGAGGAGGGCGAGCGUUCAGGUUUGGCCCGCCUUCGCUCCAACAAACAAAACCUCAACUGACCCAGUCUUGUCCUCAAUCCACCACAUACUGCGAUCCUCAGCGUCGUUCGCUCUUUCAAGACACGAAUCAAUAUAAAAUAAGACACGAGUUAUGAAGCGUAAACGUUAAUAAUACUUGGUUAUCGCCUAUCGACCAGAGUCUCUACCUUUUGUCUCUGCGCGUGGAACACGAGAAAAGCUAGAGUUAAUUUUGGUCGGGCAAUAGGCUAUCUCGAUACAUCACAACACCUUAUUUUUGCACAUAAUUACUCUGUUAAAUAUACCUGUAAGAAAUACGUCGCUCCUUUCAUCCCUCUAAUUAACAAAACGGAAUGACAAAUUUGUGUCUUUAAAAAUUU
Molecule: messenger RNA, 1516 nt
Organism: Linepithema humile (Argentine ant)
Lineage: Eukaryota; Metazoa; Arthropoda; Insecta; Hymenoptera; Formicidae
Product: BTB/POZ domain-containing adapter for CUL3-mediated RhoA degradation protein 3
Biological process (GO): protein homooligomerization
Molecular function (GO): protein binding
Source: RefSeq, a predicted model, not a curated record